Molecule: messenger RNA, 936 nt
Organism: Dreissena polymorpha
Lineage: Eukaryota; Metazoa; Mollusca; Bivalvia; Myida; Dreissenidae
Product: thymidine kinase 2, mitochondrial-like
Exons: 10
Coding region: 137-850 (237 amino acids)
Biological process (GO): nucleobase-containing compound metabolic process
Cellular component (GO): mitochondrion; cytoplasm
Molecular function (GO): deoxynucleoside kinase activity; ATP binding
Source: RefSeq, a predicted model, not a curated record
UAUCAGGUCUGGGCUAAUGGCCGCGUUUUAUACUAUAUCCGAACGCGGGCAAUACAACGUCUGAAUAGACUUCAACAAUAGUCUGAAUAUAUUUCAUUAAUCAUAUUAAAAUAUAAAAAACCUAUAUCAGACAAUUAUGCUGAGUGUUAAGGGACUAUCGCUAGAAAAUGUUCAGCCAACACAGAAAAGGCAACCAAGAGUAAAGAAACCAUAUACUGUAGCAGUAGAAGGUAACAUUGGCAGUGGCAAGUCAACUUGUCUGGAAUAUUUUCGCAAACAAAAAGAAGUUGAGGUCAUACCAGAACCAGUAUUCAAGUGGAAAGAUGUAAAGGGUUACAACACAUUGGAAAUGAUGUACAAAGAUGCCUCUCGGUGGAGCUUAGCUUUCCAGUCUUACGUGCAGUUGACCAUGGCAGAUGUGCAUAGAAAAGACACGCAACGUCCUGUGAAGAUGAUUGAAAGAUCCUUGUACAGUGCACGAUACUGUUUUGUGGAGAAUUUGUAUCAAGGUGGUUUGAUGCCUGAAGUGGACUAUGCCAUACUCUCUGAAUGGUACAACUGGAUACAGGACAACGAAGACAUGCAUAUUGAUCUCAUUGUGUAUCUUCAAGCACUGCCUGUUACAUGCCAGGAGAGAAUUAAGAUGAGGAACAGGCAUGAGGAGCAGAGUGUGCCCUUGGACUACCUGGAGUCAUUGAACGACCUUCAUGAGAACUGGCUCAUCAAACAAACCAAGUUUAAGACACCUUGCCCUGUACUGGUAAUCAAUGCAGACUGUGGGCUUGAUGACAUGUACAAGAAGUUUGACCUUCACAGAGAGGAAAUUCUACGGCUGAACAAAGAAAAUUAGCCAUAAUUUAUAUCACAACUCUUUAGUUUAUGUAAUUCGUGUAGUAGCAAUUUUUAGGAGUAUGUAGAAGAAAAUUUGUAUUAAUA